CUGUUGUACUGGUAGAAGGUAAGGCCAGAACAUAGCGAUAAGAUUGUUGCCGUAUCAAAUGUCAGUAGUAGCCAGAACUUGAAGACACUAGCAGUGAAUUUUAUUUAUGCAAGCUAAAGAAACUGGAAUAUUACAACAACUGGGGAAUGGAUAAACACUCAAGAGACUUUAUUCUGGCCAUGAAAAUAGUCAUUGCUUCCGUAAUCCUGACGAUUGUCUCAUCUCAAAUACCGCCAGUCGCCGGCCAGUGGAACACUGCUGCCAAACCGAAUAUGCGCUUUUUUCCCGGUUCGUAUCCCGGAAACACCGUCGGAGCACACCCCGGCGCAUAUCCUGGAGGCUAUUUUGGAGCCGCUGCACCCCCUUACCCCGGGAUCUUUCCUCCUAAUGUGGGAUACCCAGUGCCAGCUUACCCUGUGCCAAGAUACAUCAUGCCAGGACACCCUGUUUCAGGAUACCCUGUUCCAGGAUACCCUGUUCCAGGAUACCCCUACGGGGUAGGGAACCCUUUUGGAUCACAUCUGGGAGUCCCAAUGUUGUACAACAACAAGAAUUCCGGAGGAACAACGUAAAUAGAAUGUAUGCCUGUAGCUUGUAAAGCUACUGCCUUACAUUACUAUAUAAAGUAGUGUAAAAAUACCGUUGGAAUGCAACGGAGGACGAGUUGUACUUUACGCUCACACCUCUACCUUUCCUUUAUUCGUGUUGUACCUUUAGCUUCUUUCUUCCACAUUUCGUUUCCAUCUCUUCCACAUCUUAAACUCCUUCCUAGAUGCAGCACCCCUCUUAAGAAUAUCAGCUCUUCUGUGUCAGCGUUUUCUUCGAGGUUCCUUGCGCAUUCAAGUUACUCAUCUUUGAGUUAUUUUAAAAUAAUUUUAAUUAACAGUUGAAGAAGACGUAACAACUGAAACACUUGUAACUUCUUUCAUGUGCCGCGUAGUUCAGGACUUGCAGGCAAUUUACGUUUCUGAGGAACAUACCGCCUCCAUCUUGAGGAUAAAUGACCAAGUGAAAAUCUCAUUUUGCUGAUAUCUGGACUUUACCGACCUCUGUCGAAGCUUACUACUACUUGUGUAUUAUCCAGGCUAGAUGCCGCGUCAGUGGCACCAUCUAUUAGCGAACUGCGUUUUACAUUACGGCUUUCGUAAUUAAUAACAUGACUUCCUCUUGCAAGGUGGGGUUAUUCAAGGCUUUCUUGCCGCGGUUAACUUUGUCAUAAGGUAAUGGCGAAAUUUCACACCAAAAGAAAUAUUACCAAAUAGAGAAUGGCUCAAAAUGUUUGUACUCAAUUUUCUCCGCAAAUAGUGAUUGUAAUUUGAGGAAAAAUCCUUACUGACACACUGUAGUAUUCAAGCUAUUUGUUUGCUUUUACGUACCAGUGCAACUAAAGAGAUUUAAGGAGAUCAAAUCAUCUACUGAGCAUGAAAUCUACGCUUUUCUAAGCGAUACACUCCGAAGGGAAGUGUCAGACUUUGGAUGAAAUUGCGAAAUAUCGUCGGAAUUGAGGGCUUGAGAUUCUGAUUUGAAUGUUAUUUGAAUGAGAGCUUAUGCUUCAUCGUUCAGGUGAAAUAAAGAAUUAAACUUCUUAGUUACAUUUUUGUCUACUCACACACACACACACGGAACCCCCAAGAUUUUGUAUCUUACUAGCUCCAUAGAUCAUAGCGCUUCUUUAGAAGCUAACAGUAGCUCAGCUGAUCAAGAAAUUCCCCGCCUGAUAGAACCAGCCCAUUUCAGUAACUUAACUCUCGUCCCAUGUAUAGGCCCCGGUCUGUUAAGAGUUCACUUCUCUUCAGUAUCUUGUAUUUUAUGCAAUUCUGUCAAAGAACACAACGCUGUUGCAACGAUUCUGCAGACCCAGAAUGUUUGGUUCUUGGCACUUUACUUGAAAGGAUAAGUUAUUCUUUUUAAAACAAUUCGUGAAAUAUUUGCCGAACAGAUUGAUCCAUAUAAAUGUCGGAAGUGAUUUAAGUAUUUGUUACAUAAUGUUUGUAUGACAAUAUUUCUUUUAGAAGUAAAUUUCUGGUGUGGAA
Molecule: messenger RNA, 2033 nt
Organism: Zootermopsis nevadensis
Lineage: Eukaryota; Metazoa; Arthropoda; Insecta; Blattodea; Termopsidae
Source: RefSeq, a predicted model, not a curated record